AUGAAGGCGAGGUGUCAUCCGAGGCCAGCCCCCCCUCUCAGCCCCCUACCCCCGUCGACCCUGCCCCCCCAGGCGAGCCCAGGCCCCUCCCCGCGCCCCUGGUCACGUGACCCCGGCGCGGACCAACCACGGAGCGGCGGCGGCGCGGCGGCUCGGGCAUUCAAACACAUCUCUAUCACGCCGUCCCGCCCUGCCCGGCGCGGGCAUCUCGCAGUCCGCUCCCCGCGCCCUCGCCCGCACGCCCGCACGCCCGCGCCGCCAGAGAUGUGCUCGCCUCCGCCCCCCUCGCUCCCGUGUCGAUCGCCCAUCUCAUCUCCUGACAUCCUACAGCAGCUCAUCUCCCCACACCCUAUAGUAUCUCAUCUUCUCAGAUCCUACAGCAUCACUUCACAUCCUACAGCAUCUCAUGUCCCCUAA
This is a messenger RNA of Penaeus indicus, 417 nucleotides long. RefSeq lists its product as uncharacterized. Lineage: Eukaryota; Metazoa; Arthropoda; Malacostraca; Decapoda; Penaeidae. Bases 1 to 417 code for a protein of 138 amino acids. The transcript has 2 exons. The record is from RefSeq and is a predicted model, not a curated record.